UCUAGGAAUCACGGUGAGGGGUGAUAGUAGGGUCACAGCUGUGUUUACAGCUAUCUGGGAAUCACCAUGCUUUUGUCUGCUCAGGUUACAGGCUCUCUCCUUGAGGAGACAACCCGGAAGUGGGCUCAGUACAAAGAGAAGUGUCUGAGGGACUUACUCAAGGAAGCUUCUGGCGUAUUUUGUAACGGGACAUUUGAUAAGUAUGUUUGCUGGCCUCAUUCGUCUCCAGGAAAUGUCUCCGUGCCCUGCCCUUCAUAUUUACCUUGGUGGAGUGAAGAGAGCUCAGGAAGGGCCUACAGACGCUGCUUGGCUCGGGGGACUUGGCAGACGCGGGAGAACACCACGGUUAUUUGGCAGGAUGACUCGGAAUGCGCUGAGAACCACAGCUUCAGGAAGAACGUGGAACAUCGGGCCUUGCUGUCAACUUUGCAGCUGAUGUACACCGUGGGAUACUCCCUCUCCCUUGUCUCCCUCUUCCUGGCUCUGGCCCUCCUCCUGUUUCUUCGGAAACUCCAUUGCACACGCAACUACAUCCACAUGAAUUUGUUUGCUUCUUUCAUCCUGAGAGCCCUGGCUGUGCUGGUGAAGGACGUGGUCGUCUACAACUCUUACAACCAGAAGCCCGACGAUGUGAAUGGGUGGAUGUCCUACAUGUCGGAGGUGUCUGCCUCCUGUCGCUCGGCCCAGGUUCUCCUGCACUACUUCGUGGGUGCCAAUUACUCAUGGCUGCUGGUCGAAGGCCUUUACCUCCACACACUGCUGGGACCCACGAUGCUUUCCGAAAGGCGGUUGUGGCCCAGAUACCUGUUGGUGGGUUGGGGCUUCCCUGUGCUAUCUGUUGUCCCUUGGGGUAUUGUCCGCGCCCAGCUGGAGAACACAGGGUGCUGGGGAACCAAUGGGAACAAGAAAAUCUGGUGGAUCAUCCGAGGACCCGUGCUGCUUUGUGUAACAGUCAAUUUCUUCAUCUUCCUGAAAAUUCUCAAGCUUCUCGUUUCUAAGCUCAAAGCCCAUCAAAUGUGUUUCAGAGAUUAUAAGUACAGAUUGGCAAAAUCAACGCUGGUCCUCAUUCCUUUAUUGGGUGUGCAUGAGAUCCUCUUCUCUUUCAUCACUGAUGAGCAAGUUCAAGGAUUUUCAAAACUGAUACGACUCUUCAUUCAGUUGGCACUGAGCUCCUUCCAUGGAUUACUCGUGGCCUUCCAGUACUGCUUUGCCAACGGAGAGGUGAAGGCCGAGCUGAGGAAACACUGGGUCCGCUUCCUGCUUGCCCAUCACUCGGGCUGCAGAGCCUGGUUCCUGGGGAAGAAUUUCAGGUUCCUGGGAAAAUGUCCCAAGAAGCUCUCGGAGGAAGACAGCGCGGGGACCCUGCAGAAGCUGCAGCUCUCACCUGGUAGCGGCGGGCAGCUCCUGCACCUGACCAUGCGGGGCCUGGGGGAGCUGGGCACCCCGCCCCACCGAGGCCACACUGCCUGGCCCCGGGGCAGCAGCCUGUCUGAGAGCAGUGAAGGAGACUUCACCCUGGCCAACACCCUGGAGGAGAUUCUGGAGGAGAGUGAGAUCUAG
Molecule: messenger RNA, 1560 nt
Organism: Loxodonta africana (African savanna elephant)
Lineage: Eukaryota; Metazoa; Chordata; Mammalia; Proboscidea; Elephantidae
Gene: GLP2R
Product: glucagon like peptide 2 receptor
Exons: 12
Coding region: 67-1560 (497 amino acids)
Biological process (GO): cell surface receptor signaling pathway; adenylate cyclase-modulating G protein-coupled receptor signaling pathway
Cellular component (GO): plasma membrane
Molecular function (GO): glucagon receptor activity; peptide hormone binding
Source: RefSeq, a predicted model, not a curated record